Syngnathoides biaculeatus (alligator pipefish) is the source of this 1398-nucleotide messenger RNA. Its product is annotated as phosphoglycerate mutase 1. Lineage: Eukaryota; Metazoa; Chordata; Actinopteri; Syngnathiformes; Syngnathidae. Gene Ontology annotation, molecular function: intramolecular phosphotransferase activity. Gene Ontology annotation, biological process: glycolytic process. The record is from RefSeq and is a predicted model, not a curated record. The transcript has 4 exons. Bases 253 to 1017 code for a protein of 254 amino acids.
CCUCCUCCAAGGUCUGCUCGUUUUCUGAUUGGUCACAUUCGACAGCAAAAGGCAAGAGAUCCGCGCUAACAUCUGUCAAAUUCAGACCAGACACGUCCACAGCCGCCUUUUUGAACUUCAACAGGCAAAACCCUCACUUUCUCUGCAGCCACUUUAGGAUAAAUCCUGCGCUCGCUGCUGCUGCAACAUUUGAAGCGGAGCCACUGUAGCCGAAGUUUCCGGAAAUACAGCACAGAGGACAUCGGCCCAGGGAUGGCAGCGUACAAGCUGGUGCUGAUCCGCCACGGAGAGAGCUGCUGGAACCAGGAGAACCGUUUCUGCGGAUGGUUCGACGCGGACUUGAGCGAGACGGGGGAGCAGGAGGCUAAGAGAGGAGGACAGGCCUUGAAAGAUGCUGGCUACGAGUUUGAUAUUUGCUACACCUCCGUUCUCAAGAGGGCCAUCCGCACUCUGUGGUUUGUUCUGGACGGCAUCGAUCAGAUGUGGUUGCCAGUGCACAGGACCUGGCGCCUCAAUGAGCGCCACUACGGUGGCCUGACUGGCCUGAACAAGGCUGAAACAGCAGCUAAACACGGAGAGGCACAAGUCAAGAUUUGGAGGCGCUCUUUUGACAUCCCUCCUCCACCCAUGGAUGAAGGGCAUGACUUCUUUCAGACCAUAAGCAAGGACCGACGUUACGCCGAUCUGACAGAGGACCAGCUUCCGACCUGUGAGAGCCUGAAGGACACCAUUGCUAGGGCUCUUCCAUUUUGGAAUGAUGAGAUAGCUCCACAGAUCAAAGAAGGGAAGAGGGUGCUGAUUGCUGCCCAUGGCAACAGUCUCCGUGGCAUUGUCAAGCACCUCGAGGGUAUGUCUGAGGAAGCCAUCAUGGAGCUCAACCUUCCUACAGGUAUUCCUGUUGUGUAUGAGUUGGACAAAAACCUGAAGCCCAUAGGACCCAUGCAAUUUCUCGGAGAUGAAGAGACUGUACAGAAAGCCAUGGCUGCUGUGGCGGCUCAGGGUAAAGCAAAGAAAUAAACACCCCUCCUAUGAUUGGGAUGCUAUUUACAUCAGUCCUGUGCAGUACAGAUGAUCAUCAAGCCAGUUAGUAUUGUCCACAUCACCAAUCUCCCAUAUAUGCACACACACACACAAACUGUAUCAUGUUUAAGUCAGUAAUUGUUGGUUUGAAUGGAGUUAUCUAUAUUUUUCCACAUUAGUUUUAGAGAAUGGAUAUUAAUUAUAUAUGUAUCCACUGAUCAAAGUGUUCAUCUUGGACCUUAGACGUAACUUCACCUUGAGGUUACCCCACAUUAUAUGCUUAGUAACGUUGUUGAAAGGUCUAGUUGAUUUACAUUCCACUUGUCCUUGCUAUAACACUGAGAAAAUAAUAAAAGUGAUGGGCUAUUACAUGUUUAA